AUGAGUAGCAAAUCCAAGAAAAACAGCAAGCAAAUUAAUUAGGAAGUUUAAAAAAUGUUUUAAGCUGGAUGUGAGCUUCUUAAGGCUGGUCAACCAGUAUAGGCAAUCCAUAUUUUUAAUUAAGUUAUUCUUCAUGAACCUUAAUACUAAGCUGUGUAUAAUAAUUUAGGGCUCGCCUGCUUACAUCUUAAACAAUACAAAGAAGCUAUAUAGCAUUUAGAAGAAGCCGUAAAGCUAAAUAAGUUAGAUUAUGGCGCAUAGAACAACCUAGGAUUAGCUUAUGCAAGUAGUGGAGAUCUCUAAAAAGCUUUAAAUAUUUUUGAGGAUCUUGUAAAAAAGGAUCCAAAUAAUUUAGAAGUAUUCUUUAAUAAAGCAGUAGCAUUGAUUGAAAAUAAGAAGUUUGAUGAAGCAAUUUUAAUUUUAAUGGAUUUAAUUAACUAAAAAUAUGAAAAAGCAUAUUUUAAGCUAGUAGACUGUUUCGUCUCACUGAAUAAAAGAGAAGAAGCCAUGAAGUAUUUGCAAUAAUAUUACCAAAUAAAUAGUGGAGACUCUUAAAAGACAUAUCUUUUGGGAGAAAAGGCAAUAGAUAUCUAAGAAGUUGACUAUGCAGUAGAGUGUUUUGAAAAAGCAGUUUAACUUGAUCCUAAACAUCAAAAUGCUUGUCUCUUUUUGGGUAUGACAUAUUAUAAUAAAAAGAUGUAUGAAAAAUCAAUACAUUACUACUUGAAGACUUCUGAAAUAAAUCCCAAGAAUUUCACUUGCUUAAAUGGAUUGGGUAUUGUUUAUUUAGAAUAGAAGGAGUAUGAAAAAGCUUUGUAGUAUUUUGAAUAGUCUUGUAAACUUGAACCCAGAUUUGUCCCUGCUUUGUUCCACAAAGGAUACACAUAUCUUAAAAUGGGUAAGGAUGAUGAAGCUCUUAAAAUAUUUAACUAAGUUAUUCUUAUGGAUAAAAACUAUCCAGAUGUUUUCUUUUUAAAAGCCCAAAUAUGCUAAAAAUAGAAUAAAUUGAAUUUAGCUUUAGAUAACUAUAAUUUUGAUUUAAAGUUUAAUAACGAUUCUGCACAAUCAAAGCUUGGAAUAGCAAGAAUUUACAUUAUUCAAAACACAGAAGCAAGUCUCAAGCAAGCUGGAGAACUCAUAGAAAGUGUAUUACAAAAGAAUAAAAAUAAUGGACUAGCAUUAGCAACAAAAGCCCUUUUAGUUGUAAAAUAAGACAGUAAUAAUAAGGAAUAAUCUAAAGAACUUCUAAACUAAGCCAUUGAAUUGAAAGAUAAAGAUACUGAAGAAUAUAUUGAAAUAAUUGCAAAAGAGUUAGAAUAAUUACUAAUUUGA
This is a messenger RNA of Tetrahymena thermophila SB210, 1332 nucleotides long. RefSeq names its product tetratricopeptide repeat protein. Gene Ontology annotation, molecular function: protein binding. The transcript has a single exon. The record is from RefSeq and is a predicted model, not a curated record. Lineage: Eukaryota; Ciliophora; Oligohymenophorea; Hymenostomatida; Tetrahymenidae.